Molecule: messenger RNA, 438 nt
Organism: Lactuca virosa
Lineage: Eukaryota; Viridiplantae; Streptophyta; Magnoliopsida; Asterales; Asteraceae
Source: the annotation of a GenBank genome assembly
AUGGAGACCCCAACUGUUAAAAUCAUCUCAGAUUGCUUCGUCAAACCAAAAUUUUUAUCAGAAGAGGCUAAAAAGCCCAUUUACUUGUCACCAUGGGAUCUAGUCAUGGUAAAUGUGAAUUAUAUCCAAAAGGGUCUGCUUUUCCACCGGCCGGAAAAUCAAGAUUUCUCCAUAACCACAUUCUUGGAGGAGCUCAAAGACUCUCUCUCCGCCACGCUUACUCAUUUCCACCCACUCGCCGCCCGUUUAGCCACCGUAAAACAAGAAAACCCACCUUCCAUUGUUGUGUUCUUGAACCCUGAGAACAGCCCUGGAGCCAGAUUUAUCCAUUCGGCUGUUAAUUUAACGGUGGCGGAGAUACUUACGCCGGUCGAUGUCCCGGUGAUUGUUCAAUCGUUUUUCGAUCACCACAAAAGCUAUCGAUCACGACGGACAUGA